AUGAUGAUUGUCCCUCGUCUUGUCACCUGCGCUUUCCAUUUUGGGAAUUUUCGUGCUCCACUUGCUCAUCAUCUGCAGCCGGCUCCCUCCCCUCCCUCCCCUCCCGCGAGGCCGCAACAAGAUCCAGCUACAUCUCCUCCUGCACCCUCGAUCCCCACUCUCUCUCUCUCUCUCUCUCUCUCUCUCUCUCUCUCAGCCUCCCAGUCGCAGGCAGGGCACGCCCCAACGCUCACGCCGCCGGCCAAUUUGGGGAUUACAGUACAGCAACAUCCCAGGCUUCCGGCGUCCAGCACUUGCAAGGUUCGCGACGUGCACUUCUCUCCCGCGUCGAUGAAGAUUUGGCCAGUGGUUGGCAUGGGGCCAGUGGCCGAUGUCGUCCUCUCCGCCCUCAUCGUCAUCUUGGCCGCCGCCCUCAUCUUCGGCAUCAUCACCGGGCUCGCCUUCUGUGUAGUUUUCUGCCUCGGUGGUCCGCCCAACCUGCUGGGCGUCCUGCCGGUCGCUGGCAUCGUCCUCGGUGGGGGCCAGGUGGGAGGCGGCCAGGCGAUCGCAGGCGGGCCAUAGGUGGACUGGUGUAUUCAUUGGCAUCUAUCUAAUGUAACAUGAACCAUUGCGUUACCUAAUGUUCUGAGCUUGAUAGUAUUUCUAGACGGCCAAGCAAAACCGGCAAUACUUGGCACCA
Aegilops tauschii subsp. strangulata is the source of this 679-nucleotide messenger RNA. NCBI's taxonomy places the organism in Eukaryota, Viridiplantae, Streptophyta, Magnoliopsida, Poales, Poaceae. The record is from RefSeq and is a predicted model, not a curated record.